Molecule: messenger RNA, 5093 nt
Organism: Mirounga angustirostris (Northern elephant seal)
Lineage: Eukaryota; Metazoa; Chordata; Mammalia; Carnivora; Phocidae
Gene: UBXN2B
Product: UBX domain protein 2B
Exons: 8
Coding region: 79-1071 (330 amino acids)
Biological process (GO): autophagosome assembly; proteasome-mediated ubiquitin-dependent protein catabolic process; nuclear membrane reassembly
Cellular component (GO): cytosol; nucleus
Molecular function (GO): ubiquitin binding
Source: RefSeq, a predicted model, not a curated record
CCCUCCCGCGGUUGCCAGGCAACCGGGCCCAGACGGCGCGGAAGGCGCCUCGGCGCAGGCGCUGGCGGGCCGGUGAAGAUGGCGGAAGGCGGCGGCGCCGAACCGGGGGAGCAGGAGAGGUCCUCUGGGCCGCGGCCCCCGAGCGCGCGGGAUCUGCAGUUGGCCUUGGCAGAAUUAUAUGAAGAUGAAGUGAAAUGCAAAUCUUCCAAAUCUGAUAGACCUAAAGCUACAGUCUUUAAAAGCCCACGAACACCACCUCAAAGGUUCUAUUCAAGUGAACAUGAAUACAGUGGAUUACAUAUAGUUCGACCUUCAACUGGGAAAAUUGUGAAUGAACUUUUCAAAGAGGCAAGAGAACAUGGGGCUGUCCCUCUGAAUGAAGCCACAAGAGCUUCCGGUGAUAACAAAUCUAAGUCAUUUACAGGUGGAGGAUAUAGACUGGGUAAUUCCUUUUGUAAGCGGUCUGAAUACAUCUAUGGAGAAAAUCAACUGCAAGAUGUUCAGAUUUUGCUUAAACUAUGGAGCAAUGGUUUCAGUUUAGAUGAUGGAGAACUGAGACCUUAUAAUGACCCACCAAAUGCUCAAUUUCUGGAGUCUGUUAAAAGAGGAGAGAUUCCCCUGGAGCUUCAGCGGCUGGUUCAUGGUGGCCACGUGAAUUUGGAUAUGGAGGACCAUCAGGAUCAAGAAUACAUAAAACCUAGAUUGAGGUUCAAGGCUUUUAGUGGAGAAGGACAAAAGCUUGGAAGCCUUACCCCUGAAAUAGUCAGUACACCUUCAUCCCCAGAAGAGGAGAAUAAGUCAAUACUUAAUGCAGUUGUUCUUAUUGAUGAUUCCGUGCCAACGACAAAAAUUCAAAUCAGAUUAGCGGAUGGGAGUCGUUUGAUACAAAGAUUCAAUAGUACACACAGGAUCCUGGAUGUCCGGGACUUUAUUAUACAGUCCCGUCCUGAAUUUGCGACUCUUGACUUUAUUCUUGUGACUUCAUUUCCAAAUAAAGAGCUAACAGAUGAAAGCCUGACACUUCAAGAAGCAGAUAUUCUUAACACUGUGAUACUCCAGCAACUAAAAUAAUACUGCUCCUAUCCAUGCAAUAGCAUGUAGGAAAGAUAAUAUGCCAUAAUAAUAAGGAAAAUACGUAGAGCAUUAAGAAAACAAACUAUUUUUAUUAUUUAUACAGAUAAAUUUCGGUUUUAUUCUUAUUCCGUCUUCCAGCCUUAGUAUAGAUGAAUUUGGACCAGGAAUAGAUUUUGAGAUAAAUAUAUUUGAGUUUUUAGUUGCAGGGCUGGUUUAUGUUGAUAGCUUGUAAAUAUUCAGGCAAACCAAUUUGUUACAUGCUCUGGGUUAAUGUAACAACAUUUGUUUGCAGAGGAAAUGAACAGAACCCCAUUUUGAUAAAUGCAUUUGGUAAAAUUUGCACUAAAGUUUCUUGAUGGUGCAUUGAUCAACAGCUAUCAGGAAAUCCUCUGAUCAAAUUGGAAUUUUUUCUGUGAUAUAUACUGAAAAGUAUCUGUAUUCUAAUUUUGAAAUACGUUGAUCAUAUAAUUAUUCCUCCUAUUAAGAUUGUAUGUGUCCUUUUUACUUACUGAUUUAGCUACAUUACUAGUGUCAAAAAAUAUGGUUUGGCCUUAUAUUUUACAGAACUAUGACCAUCAUAAACCAGAAACAAGGACAGAAAAGUCAGCAGUUCUUGAGAAGAUCUGUUAAACAGCACUUUAAAAUAGAGUAAUUGCAAUCCCUUCCAGAGCCUGCCUUGAUCACAUUCAUUUAUUUAUUCAACACAUUUUUCUAAGGGACCCACUAUAUAUACUGAACACUGUUCUAAGUGUUCAACCCAGAAUGUAUUCUACUCCAGGGCAAAAUGAGUGUAUAAAUUCAGAAAUGUAAAUUCUGUCAGCCAGACUGGAUCUAAAGAAUAACCAGCAAAAAUAUUUGCAUUUCUGCCAAAGCCAGGUAUUUCCUGAAUGAGGUAGGCUAUAUCAGGAAUGAUAGGCUUUUUCUUCCUCCGAGAUAACAUUUCAUCUUUGGUCACAUGCCUGGUAGUCUUUCUGUAGCUGCUGUAACAAAUUACUACAAACUUAGUGGCUUAAAAUAGCAGAAAUUUAUUAUUUUCUGAUUCUGUAGGUUGGAUGUCCAACAUGGCUCUCACUCGCUAAGAUAAAGCAUUGACAAGGCUGUAUUCCUUCUGAGAGGCCCUAAGGGGAGAAUCAUUUCCUUGUGUUUCCAGCUCCUAGGGGCCACCUGCAUCCCUUGGCCUGUGGCCCCCUCUUCCCAUAUUCAAAGCCAGUAAUAUUACAUCUCUGAUUCUUCUCUGUCAUCACAUCUCUUUGACACCAGCCAGGAGAAGUUCUCUGCUUUUAACAACUCAUGUGAUUGGAUUGGGCCCACCAGAUAAUUCAGGAUUAUCUCCCCAUCAUCAGGUCUAUAGUAACCUUAGCUGCAUCCUUCAAGUCCCUUUUACCAUGCAAAGUGAUACAUCACAGAUUCCCUCAGGAGGCUCCAGGAAUGAGUCUGUUCUUUGCCUCUUCCAAGGCUGUUCGCAUCCCUUCACUCUAGCUGCAUCCCUCCAAUCUCUGCUUCUGUCCUUACAUCUUUUACUACCAACUUUAUUUCUCCUGCCUUCUUCUUACAAGGACCCUUGUGGUUACAUUUGGUUUACCUAGAAUAAUUACCAGAAAAAUCUCAUCUCAAAAUGCUUAACUUAAUCACGUUGGCAAAAUCCUUUUCCUUUUGAGGUCACGAAUUUACAGGUAUGGUGAUUAAAACAUGAAUAUUUUGGAGGCCAUUCUGACUACUCAGUCCACUCCUGCCCCCAAAGAUUCACAUCCAUCCCACAUAAAGUCACCCCAUCCAAAGAUGGUCAAAAGUGUCAACCCAUUAUAGCAUCAAAGUGCAAAACCUUAUCUGAAUCUCACCAGCUAUAAAGUCCCAAACCUCAUUUAAAUCAUCUAAAUCAAGUGUGAGUGUGGGUUUGGGUUCUAUGAUUCCUGGGACACAGUUCCUCUCCAUCUAUGUACCUGCAGACCUAGAAAACCAGUUAUCUCCUCCCAAAGAUAAUGGUAGGACAGGCAUAGAAUAGGGUUGGUAGACAUUCCUGUUCAAACAAACAAAACAGAAUGCUAAAGGGAGCCACCCGUGCCAAGAUUUAGAAAGCCAUGCACACUCCAUUAGAUGUCAAAUCGUGGGAACAAUCUCUGGCCCGCAGCACUAUCUCCUAGGCUUGUGAUGUCCUCUCAGGGUCCUCUUUCCUGUUUCAUGAAAGGUAGCACCUGUUUGCAGCUGAGUAGUUUUCUCAGCUUGUUGCUUACCUAUGGAAUUGUGGGAAGUCCAGCCAUCUUUCAUUUCAUACCAUCUCCGUCCUUUUCAAUUUAAGGUAGCAAUGGCUGCUGGUUUAACAUUUCCAGAAACUUAGGGAUCUUGUGUGCCUGUUAGGAGGAUUCAGUUCUUUAGGAGGAUUCUAGAGGCCCCUGCACAAAGCAUUCCUAGGUAAUCCCAUCUCUAUUUUGGGCUUUUUCUGAGAGGGCUGAGAGGAUCUACGAGUCACACCCUUUAUCUCUUCAAAGAACCUGUGGUGUGACAAACAACUCAGGCCUUCCUUAGAUAUUAGCAGAAGGUUGUGUAGCUGCACCCUCAUCUCUCCCUAGAGCUGGCUUCCCUGACCGUGAAUCCCUUACUUGGAAUGUCCUUUGUCAUUUGGGUAGGCUAAGAAUUUCCAAGUCAUCGAGUCCUGUUUUCUAUAUAUUUAACAGUUCUUUCCUCAAUUCGUCUAUCUCCACUCACAUUGUACUAUAGCCAGCAAGAAGAAAGCAGGCCGCACCUGCACACUUGGCUUAGAAAUCUCUUCAACCAAAUAUAUUAAGUUUAUCCCUUACAACUUCUGCUUUCCACAUAACUGCAAACACGUUGCAGCUAAAAGCUUCUUGCCACUAACCAGAAUGUCUUUGCCUUCACUUUCCAACGGCAUGUUCCUCAUUUCCUACCAAGCCCUCAUUGGCAGCACCUUUAGUCUUCUUUUUUCUUCUAACAGUCUGUUUCUGACAAUUUACAUGAUCUCCGUGGCAAUUUAGGUGCUCUCUACCCUGCUCUUUCCUUCCUUCGGCCCUCACUAGCGUUAACAUCCAUAGAUCUGCUAGCAGUGCUCAAGGCAGUCCUGCCUCUUUCUGCCAUGCUCCUAAAAGUUCUUCCAACCUCUACCCACUGCCUCGUUGCAAAGCUAUGCCCUCAUUUUUAGGUGUUUGUUCCAGCAGCGCCCCAUAUCCAGGUAUCUGGGAAAGUCUACUAUGCCUUUUCACUGCCACUUGACUUGAAUGUGCCAAGAGGAGAUUUGGAAUUCACCUUUCUCUGGGGGCGCUGCUUACUUCAGGGAGGUGAGUUGACCUGUGGUAGAGUUUUCCUACUAGCAGUGCUAUCAGAACUCCCACAGGAUGGAAGUGUAGAUCUCACCAUCGCAGAGAAGCUUGUUCUCAGUGUCACAGCACAGAGUGAGAAGAGUAUUCCUAAUAACAGGAAGCCAUGCGCCUCUCCUCCAGUUGACAACUUGGAGAAUAUAUAAAGAAUAGCAGUUCAAAAUGUUACCGAGGAUAAACUACAUUUUCAUAGGAGCGAAGUCAUCUUCCUUAGGAAAUACUCUCUUGAAACAAAUGACCAUUUUAAAUAAAAGGGCACUGCCCUAUUUUGGGUUAACAAAAUGGGGUGAGGGGAUUAACCAAACCCUAUAAAAGUAUUUGAAAUGUUAUUCCUGUAGUUUCUUUUUAUCGUUUAGAUGGAGUGCCUGUAGAUGCACAUGCAAAAGCUACUGCCAUUUUUGUAUAUGAUAGUCUUCCAAAGUGUAGACAUUUAUAUUAGGAGGGAGAAUUAAACAUUCAGAACAAUACUUUCACAUGUACUACAUAGUGUUUUGCUUCGUUAGCGUCGUCUUCCUGAAUUCUUAUUACUAUUGAAGUCACUGUAACUUAUAAAAUUUAUAAUCAUCCCAAAAAGAUUAUGUUACAAUGAGCAGGUAGACAACCAUGUGUGAGGUCAAUUGUUUUGCAUGACCUAUGUAAUCAAAAAGUUUUAAGUGUCUGCUUUACCAAUAAAGAACGUUUUCACUGAAA